Messenger RNA from Lagopus leucura (white-tailed ptarmigan), 2642 nucleotides. It is a transcript of the gene MACC1, whose product is annotated as MET transcriptional regulator MACC1. NCBI's taxonomy places the organism in Eukaryota, Metazoa, Chordata, Aves, Galliformes, Phasianidae. The record is from RefSeq and is a predicted model, not a curated record. The transcript is spliced from 5 exons. Bases 1 to 2607 code for a protein of 868 amino acids. Gene Ontology annotation, cellular component: cytoplasm.
AUGUGCACUGAUUUCUCCUCUCAUGCAGAUGAUUGUUCAUUUGGAUUUACUGAGGAGGAAAAUGCUUCUAGCAGUGGAACAGCCUCCCUCCAUAACUCAGAGAUUCCACGAAGCAGGUCAGAGGGCACUCUGAUUGAUGUGGAUGACCGGAUACCUUCAGCUACUUACAAUGUCAAUGAAAGCAAAAUGGAUUUGGAUAUUGAGUGGUCUGAUUUGUUCAAACAUACCUAUACUAUUUCCAAGACUAACCCUUUCUGGAAUGAACUGUCAUCCUCCAAUCCUUUUGUACAUGACAUAGCUGCUUCCAAUAGAAAUGAAAACAAUAAAUACUUUUCUAUUUUGAAAGAAAAGUCCCAUUUGUUCUCUAAAGUUUCUAGUGACAGGGAUUCUUUGGCUUCCUCAGGAGAUGAGCUAAAUAUUGAUUGCCUUCUAAGAAAGAGCUCAACAAGAAGGUCUGGACGAUCCAAGAGUGUUUCUGACUUCUUGGAUAUUAUUGAUAACCGAAGAUUUAAUCCUCAUAAGCCAACGCCUCAAAAAACUACAGUUUCUGACACGACGUGCCCUCAAAUUGACCGUGAAGCCUACAAAAUGGCUUGGUUGAGUCACCGACAACUCACUCGAUCUUGCCUAGAUUUAGAAGCCAUGAGCCAUAGUCCUGGAUGGGCACAGACGCAAGCUGCAGACAUUCAUGUAGUUUGUAAACUGAAUCAUGAAGGGGGUUCAGUACAGCUACCUGACUCUGAUAUCAAUGUUCACGUCCCUGUAGGUCAUGUAUUACCUGGAGAAUUCCAAGAAGUUGGUUUAAGGGCUAUCCUUAACCCUCCAUCGUCAUUUAACAAUGAGCUGUCUAGCACUGUAAGUCCUCUGAUAGAACUUACACUGAGCAACCUCAACACGAAGGAAGCUAUUUUCCUAGAGGUGAAAGUUGCAGCUAAAGUGAAGAAUGAUCCUCUCAGUCAAGUUAUGAGUGAUAUUGUCUGUUUUUUUAGUCUCGAUAAAGAAGGGCCUUUUAAGAAGCUAGAGAAUUGCUACACUUAUCAAGAUACUAUACAAGUGAAGCUAUCGGACCUAAGUCACGUGAUGUAUGCAGUGAUUGCAGUACAGGCAAACAAACUCCAGCCUCCAGCCACUAAUGUCUGGGACUACAUUCAUAGAACUGUCUCAGUUGGGAUUUAUGGUCCCAAAUAUAUUCAUCCAUCUUUUACAGCAGUUUUUGCAGUAUUUGGUCAUAACUACAUUCCAGGAAAACUUACUAUUUGUGAUAUAAAAAAAGGAGGGAAAAAUAUGCCCCCUGUAGUAUUUCAGCUGUGGGGAAAACAUACAUUUCUGCUUGACAAGCCCCAAGAUCUAAACAUUUCUUUGGUAUCCUGUGAUCCAGAUUUUGAAGUGAAGAUGGAAGAUGAAGGCAAAAAUAUUAAAGAGGAGGAACUGAAAACUGGUGAAAUGGUCCGCCAACAAUUCCUGUUUUCCAUGCUAGGAUGUAGGGAGAUGCAUUUCUUUGUUUUUCUUGUUCAGAUUAAAGUCUCAAAAAGUAGCCAAAUAACACAAUUCCAUGUUACGACCCCUGAUCCAGCUCCAAAAUUAAGUGGAAUUAUCAGUAGGCCACAGCGCUUACAAAAACGCAAAGAAAUCAAGUCUGCACCUUUGCUUUUAAUACCAACAGUUAAAUACCCAAAGUUUCAAGACAAAAUUUUGAAUGUUAAUACUUAUGGAGUAGCUUUGAAAACUGUGCUACGUCAAAAUAAAAUUGACUAUUUGCUGGAAUAUUUUAAAGGAGACACAAUAGCACUUCUUGGUGAAGAUAAAGUAAAAGCCAUUGGACAAGCUAAGAUAAAAGACUGGUAUGUAGGAGUUCUCAGAAGAAAGAUUGGUCUUGUACAUUGUAAAAACAUAAAAGUGAUUUCCAAAGAGCAAGCUAUGGACACAACUGACAGCGAACUGACAACCAGGAAUCUUGUUGAACAGAUUACAUUGCCAUUUAAAAAACUGACUUAUAUCUACUCAGUAGUUUUAUCUACAGUAUCAGAGAGUGUUUAUGACUGGAGAGCUUUGGCUGAGGUGCUAGGAUAUUCACAUAUAUCUUUGGAUGACUUUAAUGAGGUACAUGGUGAUAAAGAAUCAGACAGAGUUGCGCAUGUUGUAAAAAGGCUAAAGGAAGACUGCCAUGCUAACAAAAAAAAGAGACUAUUCCUUUAUGAGCUCAUUAUUGCACUUUUGAAAAUAGAUUGCCAGGGAUUAGUGGCCCGUCUUACCCAGGACACCGUCAUUUUGACAUCGGCUGUGAAGCUUGGCAGAUACUGGCGGGAGCUCGCAGAGAAGCUAGCCCGACUCACGAAGCAGCAAAUAGAGGCUUAUGAGAUACCCCAUCAAGGGAAAAGUGGAGCAGUGGCUCUGGAGAUGAUGUGGAAACCUGCAUAUGACUUUCUCUACACAUGGGCUGCCCAUUAUGGAGACAGCUACAGGGAUGUCUUACAAGAUCUGCAAUCAGCCUUGGACAAAAUGAAAAAUCCAGUAACAAAACAGUGGCGAGAGUUAACUGGAGCGUUGAUUCUUGUGAACUGCAUGGAAGUUUUAAGGGCAAGUGCUUUCUCCAGAAUGGAGGAAUAAAACUAGACUAUCAAUAUAUAUUUUUGGAAAAUCUA